AUGUCAAAGCUAACCUUGGACGGUUUUUUUUCGUACUGCAAACAAAUUGCUGAGCAUAUCCAACUGGGCGAGAGGAUGGCCGCGUUGUCAGGACAAGGGACCCCCAGACUGACCAGUGCAGUGGGAAAUCUCUACUAUGACUCAAUCCUCCCAUACCGCGAGGACGCCAACCCUCAAACGCGGGAGUUCCUCCAGCGAGUGCUGGAUGUCCUGCUCGACUAUGUCCAGCAGGUCAACGACCGCAAUGAGAAGAUCCUGGACUUCAAGAUGCCAGAGGAGAUGCUGAAGAUCCUCGAUCUGCACCUGCCCGAGGACCCUCUCCCGUUGAAGCAGCUGCUCGAGGACUGCAAGACCACCCUCAAACACCAGGUCAAGACUGGCCACCCCCACUUCUUCAACCAGCUGUCAACCGGGUUAGAUAUCGUGUCUCUGGCCGGCGAGUGGUUGACAGCAGCUGCCAACACCAACAUGUUCACUUACGAGAUAGCACCGGUUUUCAUUCUGAUGGAGAAUGUCGUGCUGGAGAAGAUGAGGAACAUGAUCGGCUGGAAGGGCGGAGACUCCAUUCUUGCUCCUGGUGGGUCAGUUUCGAACCUGUACGCGUUCCUGGCGGCCCGCCACCACAAGUUCCCGUACUACAAGGAGAAGGGGCUCACCAGCCUGCCGGGGCACCUCGUCAUGUUCACCUCCGACCAGUGCCACUACUCAGUGAAAUCAUGCGCAUCGGUGUGCGGUCUCGGCACGGACUACUGCAUAUGUGUACCGAGCGACGAGCGCGGGCGCAUGAUCCCGCAGGAGCUGGAGCGGCUGGUCAGGUACCACAAGGACAAGGGGCAUAUCCCGUUCUUCGUGAACGCGACAGCCGGCACGACGGUGCUGGGGGCCUUCGACCCGCUGCCGGAGAUCGCUGACAUCUGCGAGAAGUAUGACAUGUGGAUGCAUGUUGAUGCUGCUUGGGGCGGAGGCCUGCUGUUCUCCAAGAAGUAUCGUCAUCCUCGUAUGACUGCCAUCGAGCGAGCGGACUCCGUAACGUGGAACCCCCACAAGCUGAUGGGCACUCUGCUGCAGUGCUCCACCGUGCACUUCAAGUACGAGGGCAUCCUCUUGAGUUGCAACGCGAUGUCAGCCGAGUAUCUGUUCAUGACAGACAAGAUCUAUGACCCCAAAUAUGACACCGGGGACAAAGUCAUCCAGUGUGGUCGGCACAAUGAUAUCUUCAAGCUGUGGCUGCAGUGGCGCGCCAAGGGCACCUCCGGCUUCGAGAACCACAUGGACCGCCUGAUGGAGCUGACUGAGUACAUGGUACGCCGCAUCAAGGAGCAGCCGGACAAGUUCCAGCUGAUCCUGGAGCCCGAGAUGGUCAACGUGUCCUUCUGGUACCUGCCGCAGCAGCUGCGCCACGUGCCCCACUCUGCUGACAAGGAGUUGCUGCUUGGAAAGGUGUGCGCCAAACUGAAGGGCCGCAUGAUGCAAGCGGGCACCAUCAUGGUGGGUUAUCAGCCCGACGAGCGCCGCCCCAACUUCUUCCGCAACAUCAUCUCCUCGGCGGCCGUCACCGAGAGGGAUGUCGACUUCCUGCUGGCCGAGAUGGACCGCCUGGGGCACGACAUCAUCGUUGACUAA
Pectinophora gossypiella (pink bollworm) is the source of this 1623-nucleotide messenger RNA. RefSeq names its product glutamate decarboxylase (gene Gad1). The record is from RefSeq and is a predicted model, not a curated record. The coding region runs from base 1 to 1623 and encodes 540 amino acids. Gene Ontology annotation, molecular function: pyridoxal phosphate binding; carboxy-lyase activity. Gene Ontology annotation, cellular component: cytoplasm. Gene Ontology annotation, biological process: carboxylic acid metabolic process. NCBI's taxonomy places the organism in Eukaryota, Metazoa, Arthropoda, Insecta, Lepidoptera, Gelechiidae. The transcript is spliced from 13 exons.